GCUAGCUGCAGGCGGUAGGACCCAGUGGUCAUCCUAGAGGCAGAAGGGUGUAAGAUGCACAGAGGGAGACACAUAGACACAGAGAGGCUGGAGAAAGGAAGAGAAGGCAGGAGGAGGAGGACUAGCACUCUGUGCAAAGAGAGGAAGAGACGUUAUUAAAUACUGUGCAACCAGGGAGGGGAGAGAAAGAGCCAGCAAGCAGCACAACAACAAGAGCUAGGAGGGCAGCUGAUCCUCUGCACCAAGGAUGAUCCAGGGCUGAAGACUGCACCAGCUGAUCCUGCACCCAGCAAGGUGACAGCACAAAAAGCAGCAGCAGCAGCAGAUCCUCCCAUCCCUCCAUGCAAUCAAUGGGCUGAAUCUGCAGCAGCAGCAGCAACACUACAAGCAGCAGCAGCCCUAUCCUUCCCCUCUUCCUCCUCCUCCUCCUCCCACCCUCUCCCCCUCUCUCUGUCUGCUCUCCUCUCCUCCCCCCUCCUUCCUUCUUUCCUCUCCCUUCCCUCUCAUGCUCCCCUCCGUGAUGGUGAGGCUUCAGCUGGCUGCAAUCCACCACUAGGCCCUGUGGCUCUCCUUCUCCUGCAGGCACAGCUCCUAUACACCUCUUGCAUCCAUAUAUAACUUACCAGUGCUGCUAUAGUUUCCACUCCAAAUCUUGGCGAGAGCUGUCCACCAAGUUACAUUGCUGUCAUUAUGAAUGAAGUAGCGAUUGUAAAAGAAGGUUGGCUUCACAAACGAGGUGAGUACAUAAAGACCUGGCGGCCCCGUUACUUUCUCCUCAAGACUGACGGUACUUUUAUUGGUUAUAAGGAACGUCCUCAAGAUGUCGACCAAUUAGAAACCCCUUUGAACAAUUUCUCCGUAGCCAAAUGUCAACUGAUGAAGACAGAACGACCAAAACCAAACACAUUCAUCAUCCGAUGCCUCCAGUGGACCACCGUUAUAGAGAGGACGUUUCACGUUGAUUCUCCCGAGGAGAGAGAAGAAUGGAUAAAAGCCAUCCAGGCAGUAGCCGACAGCCUUAAGAAACAGGAGGAGGAGAUGAUGGAUUUUAGGUCUGGCUCCCCGAGUGAUAAUUCCGGUGCAGAGGAAAUGGAAGUCACUUUUUCGAAACCAAAACAUAAAGUAACAAUGAAUGAAUUUGAAUAUCUGAAGCUCCUGGGGAAGGGAACCUUUGGAAAAGUCAUUUUAGUCAAAGAAAAAGCAACGGGAAGAUAUUACGCCAUGAAAAUUUUAAAAAAAGAAGUAAUAGUUGCAAAGGAUGAAGUAGCACAUACACUGACCGAAAACCGCGUCUUACAGAAUUCUAGGCAUCCUUUCCUAACUGCGUUAAAAUAUUCCUUCCAGACACAUGAUCGCUUAUGUUUUGUAAUGGAAUAUGCAAAUGGAGGAGAGCUGUUCUUCCACCUAUCGAGAGAACGUAUAUUUUCUGAAGACCGAGCGCGGUUUUAUGGAGCAGAGAUCGUCUCGGCAUUAGAUUAUCUUCACUCGGAGAAAAACGUAGUUUACAGAGAUUUAAAGUUGGAAAAUCUUAUGCUAGACAAAGACGGACACAUAAAAAUAACAGAUUUUGGCCUCUGCAAAGAAGGUAUAAAGGAUGGGGCGACGAUGAAGACUUUCUGUGGUACCCCAGAAUACCUCGCUCCCGAAGUACUAGAAGAUAAUGACUACGGCCGUGCAGUGGACUGGUGGGGUUUGGGCGUCGUCAUGUACGAAAUGAUGUGUGGCCGGCUCCCCUUUUACAACCAGGACCACGAGAAACUCUUUGAACUCAUCCUUAUGGAGGAGAUUAGAUUCCCUCGCACUUUAUUACCGGAAGCAAAAUCGCUGCUCUCGGGUUUACUGAAGAAAGACCCAAAACAAAGGUUAGGCGGUGGACCAGACGAUGCUAAGGAGAUCAUGCAACACAAAUUUUUUGCUGGAAUUGUAUGGCAAGAUGUAUACGAGAAAAAACUUGUUCCACCUUUUAAGCCACAAGUUACAUCAGAGACAGAUACAAGGUAUUUCGAUGAAGAAUUUACGGCGCAGAUGAUCACGAUAACCCCUCCUGACCAAGAUGAGAAUCUGGAAUUUGUUGACAAUGAAAGAAGGCCGCACUUUCCCCAGUUUUCGUAUUCUGCAAGUGGAAACGCUUAGAUGUCUCACUUUUUUUUAUUUUUUUCCUUUUUU
Bufo gargarizans (Asiatic toad) is the source of this 2166-nucleotide messenger RNA. It is a transcript of the gene AKT1, whose product is annotated as AKT serine/threonine kinase 1. The record is from RefSeq and is a predicted model, not a curated record. Bases 691 to 2133 code for a protein of 480 amino acids. Gene Ontology annotation, molecular function: ATP binding; protein serine/threonine kinase activity. The transcript is spliced from 14 exons. Gene Ontology annotation, biological process: protein phosphorylation. NCBI's taxonomy places the organism in Eukaryota, Metazoa, Chordata, Amphibia, Anura, Bufonidae.